AGUUUAUGGCCCAGCCUGUGCCCCUGAUCCAGGCACAGCCGGGCCCUGGCAUGGAGGCUGUGGAGCCGGUUCCUCCAGCAGUGGACCUGGUGUUGGGUGCCUCCGCCUGCUGCCUGGCCUGUGUGUUCACCAACCCUCUGGAGGUGGUGAAGACGCGGCUGCAGCUUCAGGGAGAGCUGCAGGCCCGGGGUACCUACCCUAGACUCUACCGUGGCUUGGUGGCCUCCGUGGCUGCUGUGGCUCGAGCAGAUGGCCUGUGGGGCCUGCAGAAGGGGCUGGCCGCCGGCCUCCUCUACCAAGGGCUCAUGAAUGGUGUCCGAUUCUACUGCUACAGCCUGGCAUGCCAAGCUGGCCUCAGCCAGCAUCCAGGGGGCACUGUGGUUGCAGGCGCCGUGGCUGGGGCACUGGGAGCGUUUGUGGGGAGCCCUGCUUACCUGGUCAAGACGCAGCUGCAGGCCCAGACGGUGACCGCCAUGGCCGUGGGGCACCAGCACCAGCACCAGAGCGUCCUUGGUGCCUUGGAGACCAUCUGGCGGCGGCAGGGCCUGCUGGGACUGUGGCGGGGCGUUGGCGGGGCGGUGCCCCGAGUCAUGGUGGGCUCGGCCACCCAACUGUCCACCUUCGCCUCUGCCAAGGCCUGGGUGCAGGAGCAACAGUGGCUCCCGGAGGAAAGCUGGCUGGUGGCCCUGGCGGGGGGCAUGAUCAGCAGUGUGGCUGUUGCUGUUGUCAUGACCCCCUUCGAUGUGGUCAGCACACGGCUGUACAAUCAGCCCGUGGAUGGAGCUGGCAGGGGACAACUGUAUGGGGGCCUCGCCGACUGCCUGGUGAAGACCUGCCAGCAGGAGGGCCCCUCAGCGCUCUACAAAGGCCUCGGCCCUGCCUACCUGCGUCUGGGCCCGCAUACCAUCCUCAGCAUGCUCUUCUGGGACGAGCUGCGAAAGCUUGCCAGCCGGGCCCGGCACUCAGACACCUAGGCCUUGUCCCUCAGCCCAACCUGACCGUCCCACACAUGCCAGGGCAAUGGCCCAGGUCCUGCACAGGUUGGGGAAGGUGCCGACCACUCAGUCCUCCAGCCUCUGAGGCCCAGCAUCCUCUCUGAGCACCUCUCCUCCUCAUGCCCCUCCGUCCUGGGCCGGCACACCCCAGCACUGGCUCGUUCUCAGGAGUAGCUUCGGCACCAGUACUGCCACGAGUGGCACCACCCUGCUACUCCAGCUUGCCACAGGCAAGGUCCUUCCACCCCAGGGAAGCUGAGGCCAGGACAGUAAACGAGGUCCUGGCCAAAGCCACACAGCUGUGGAGUGGCAAAGCCAGGACUGAAACUCAGCUCUGCCUGCUCAGACCUGGGCUUUUGAUAAAAGCACUGCCAUACCAGGUCAGUGGGGCUGGAGGGUCCCGUAGCAGCCCCUACCUGGGUGAGGAGACCCUGGUGUCCUCGCUGUCUUGGUUCUAACAGGGUGCUACACAGUCCAGGACUUAAGCACUAGAAAUUUAUUUCUCCCAUCUGCGGGCUGCAAGGUGGAAACUAAGAUGUUGAUAGGGCUCAUUUCUCUCCUUCUUUCCCCUCCCCUUCUCCCUUUCUCUUCCUUCCUUCUUUCUUUCCUUCCUUCCUCUUUCUUUCUCUCCCUUCCCUCCUGACACUCAGAGUAGAAUGCAGGACCUUGACUUGCUGGCCGCACCCUCUAGCAGGGAGCUACAGACGGCCCAGGACUGCUUUCUCCUGAGGCUCCUGUCCUGGGCUUGUAGAGGCCACCUUCUCCUUGCGUCCACCGUGGCUGUCCUGUGUGUCCUGUGCCUAUGUCCUAAUCUCCUCUUAGAAGGACACCAGUCAGUCAUGUUAGACUCCAUCUUAACCAAGAGGUUAUUUUGCCACCUUCAACAAGCAGUCACAGCCCGGGCUGGGGGAUUUGGGGAUGUAAUUCACUAGGCACCAUCAGAGGGCCUUUACUGAGGGCCUCCUGAGGGUUCUGAAAGGGAGCUUGGGGAGAGUGGCAGGGUGGAGCCAGGAACAGAGGGAAGAGCGUGCCCCUUUUCCAGAGGCAGCCACUCUCCCCCUCGGGCAGGUGUCUUCCCACUCUACCCCUCACCCCCACCUGUGCUGACCUUUGUACCGCAAGGUAGACACAGCGCCUCACCAAGGCAGACAGCCCUGUCACAGCCCGUGAUCUUCACUGCCACAGCGUGUCCCCCCACACACU
Molecule: messenger RNA, 2198 nt
Organism: Octodon degus (degu)
Lineage: Eukaryota; Metazoa; Chordata; Mammalia; Rodentia; Octodontidae
Gene: Slc25a34
Product: solute carrier family 25 member 34
Exons: 5
Coding region: 6-974 (322 amino acids)
Source: RefSeq, a predicted model, not a curated record